UCAAUGAGAGCAGCGCCGAACUACCUCGGUAAAGAGAGAGAGAGAGAGAGAAAGAGAGAGGGAGACAGAGAGCGCCAUUUGGCUUUGGAGAACCCUACUUACUCCUGCAAAAGAACACCGUGAUUCCCCUUGGGUUUCCCUUUCGGCCUGUGAGAUUUCCUUGGGCGAAUCCCCUCCCGAGCGAAGGUCAGUCGUCGUGCUUCGGAUCGAGCUCAUUUUGGGGGUCCGUGGACUCGGAUUUGGAAGUUCUUCUCGAUUGGAGUCGGAGGGGUUUUCGAUUCGGUGGGGAGUGUGGGAAAGGACAGAUUUUGGAGCGUUUGGUGGGUUUCCUGGCCGGCGAUGGCUUUGAAGGGUCCUAACGGGUGAUGGAUCUGUCGAAGUAGCUAAAUCACAUCCAGAGUUGAUACUGUGGCUCACGAUCUUGAACUCUGCGGCGCUUGGCACCUGUAGAUUUCAAGGGUUCCGGUAUUUUGAGCUCCGAACAUCGCCUAAAUCUGAAAGGAUCUUUAGUCAAAUCCGACAUAUUUGCUUGUCUGUUGCCGGUUAGAGAGGAGGAUCUGCCCAUUCAAGAAGCAAAUUCAGAAAAAAAGAUGCAACCAAAAGCAAGAGUAUAUGCUGACCCAUCCGACGACCUGGAUCAAUUCGACCACCUGCCUGACUCGAUUGUCCUCCUCAUCCUCAAUAAGCUCGCAGAUGUCCGAUCGCUUGGCCGCUGCUCUGCUGUUUCGAAGCGGUUUAACUCCCUUGUUUUCUUGGUGCAUGAUGUCUAUGUUAAGAUCGACCGAGUGGUCACGGUUGAUGGUGAUUCUGAUGAUCCAUUGAGUCAAUCUUCUCCCAGGCAUCGAAACCUUUUCUCCAACUUCCUAAAGCUCAUGCUUUUCACUCUCCUAAAGCCCUUCCACAACCUUCGCAGCACCAAUGGUGGCAACAAGCCUGUCUUCCCACUGCUCUCCCAUCACUCCCCAGCACAGGUUCUCAAGAACUUCACCCAUGUCCGCAACCUCAGGAUCGAACUCCCUGCUGGAGAUGUUGGAACUGAAGAAGGGGUUCUUUUAAAAUGGAGAGCUGAGUUUGGGAGUACACUGCAGAGCUGUGUGAUCUUGGGAGGUACAAGGAUUGACCGGAAGCUGGUCUCCCCCGAGCAUGAAUCACCAGUAGAAGACAGUGGAAGCAUUCCUGACUCUUUUUACACAAAUGGAGGGCUAAAGCUCCGUGUUGUCUGGACAAUCAGCUCCCUGAUAGCUGCUUCCACGAGGCAUUAUCUUCUUCGGCCCAUUAUUAAGGAACAUCCAACCUUGAAGAGCUUGGCCUUGACCGAUGCUGAUGGGCAGGGGACACUAAGUAUGGGCGAAGAACAGCUGAAGGAGUUCAGGGAGAAACCAGUGGCAGCCUCAGCAUCUACAAACAGGACGCAAGUUCCAGCUUGCAACAUGAAGUUGAAAUAUGCUCCCUAUUUAGACAUCCCUGGUGGGAUGGCAUUGCAAGGAGCCACUGUGGUAACUAUUAGGCCAUCUUCUGAGGGAAGCAGUAGUAGCAAUAUUAGGAGUGAGACUGAUGCCUUUAUUUCUGGAGCAUUUGAUGGCCCAUUCAAGGCUGCAGUGAGGACACUGAUGAAGCGGCGGACUUACCUUUUGGAAAUGAAUGGUUUCUAGAUUACUGACAUCGCAAGCUUUUCACACACUGAUGAAUUAGCAGAUUCAUCCUGUGCACUUUCUUCCUUAAGGUGCAAAUUGCAAUCUGAACAUGGUUGAGAUGUGCACCAGUUAUGUGUUUUCAUGUUCUUUUGCUUGUAUCUGUAUAGCAAUAAUCGCUAUCCAUGUAGAAGUUACAUGAAAUAAACAAGUCUUUUUCGGUGCA
Musa acuminata AAA Group (dessert banana) is the source of this 1857-nucleotide messenger RNA. RefSeq names its product F-box protein At4g18380. The transcript has 2 exons. Lineage: Eukaryota; Viridiplantae; Streptophyta; Magnoliopsida; Zingiberales; Musaceae. Gene Ontology annotation, molecular function: protein binding. Bases 591 to 1652 code for a protein of 353 amino acids. The record is from RefSeq and is a predicted model, not a curated record.